Messenger RNA from Perca flavescens (yellow perch), 2454 nucleotides. Its product is annotated as tripartite motif-containing protein 16-like. Gene Ontology annotation, molecular function: protein binding; zinc ion binding. The transcript is spliced from 7 exons. Lineage: Eukaryota; Metazoa; Chordata; Actinopteri; Perciformes; Percidae. The record is from RefSeq and is a predicted model, not a curated record. Bases 41 to 1738 code for a protein of 565 amino acids.
AAACUCAUGAGUGCUUUCUCUGCUUGUAAAACUCAUCAAAAUGGCUGAGCAGCAGGAGCAGCAUGCCGUUGAUUUGGACCAGAAUCAGUUCUGCUGUUCAGUAUGUCUGGAGCUGCUGAAAGAGCCAGUCACCAUUCCCUGUGGACACAAUUACUGCAAAGGCUGUAUUGAGGGUUGCUGGAAACAAAAAGAGAAGAAGGGAAAGUACAGCUGCCCUCAGUGCAGGGAGACCUUCACCACGAGGCCUGUUCUGAAGAGGAACAACAUGCUGGCUGAGCUUGUGGAGAAGCUGAAGAAGUCAGGCCUUCAGCGGCCUUCUCCCCCUGCUGCUGAGGCCUGUGCCGGCCCAGCAGAUGUCGCCUGUGAUUUCUGCAGCGGGACCAAACGACACAAAGCCACGAUGUCUUGCCUGACGUGCUUGGUAUCUUACUGUCCCGCUCACCUGGAGCCUCACCACAGUGUUCCUGUGUUGAAGAAGCACCAGCUGGUCUCUGCUACAAUCCCACUGCAGGAAAAGAUGUGUACCAAGCACAACAAGCUGAUGGAGAUCUACUGUCAGACAGACAAGAAGUGUAUCUGCUAUCUGUGCGUUAUAGAUGAGCAUAAGAGCCAUCGUACAGUGUCCGCUGCAGCAGAGAGGGCUGUGGAACAGAAACAGCUGACCGUGAAUCAAAAGAAAGUCCAGGAGAGACAAAAGGAAAGAGAAAAUGAGCUGAAUGAGCUGCUCCAAGCUCUGAAGGCGUUCAAGAGUUGCAGCCAGCCUGCAGUUAAGAUCUGUGAUAAGGUCUUUGAUGAGCUGAUCUCCUCCAUGAAGAAAAAACGCACUUUGGUGAAGCAGCUGAUCAAAGCCCAGGAGCACACUGCAGUCUGUCAGGCUGAAGAGCUGCAGCUGAAGCUGAAGGACGAGAUCACCAAGCUGAAGAUAAGAGACACCGACCUGGAACAGCUUUCUCAUACCGACAACCACAUCCAUUUCAUUCAGACUUUCCAGUCCCUCUCCACCCCCUGCGAAUCUCCAGACUGGCCAACUGGCCCUGUUGUUCAUCCUCAACGUUCCACUUUCAAACCUGUGACCGACUGCGUGUCUAAGCUGAGGGAUGACAUACAGGGCCUCCUGAAGGACACAUCUCACAGCAUCUGUGCCACAGUUUCUACUAUAGAUGUUGUGUUGCCACCUGUACCAAAGACCAGAGAGGAGUUUUUACGCUAUUGCCGUCCUCUAACCCUGGAUGAGAACUCAGUCUCCCAAUAUUUGUCCAUUUCACAAGAAUACCGGAGAGUGACGUAUGAAGACUAUAACAGAUAUUAUUCUAAUCACUUAGACAGGUUUACAAAUUGCAGGCAGGUGUUGUGCAGAGAGGGUUUGUCAGAGCGCUGUUACUGGGAGGUCACUUUGAGUGGUCAUACUUGGUCUGUGGCAGUGUCCUACAAAGACAUCAGCAGAUCGUCAUCAUAUGAAUCAGAGUUUGAAAAUAACGAGUCGUGGAGUUUAGAGUGCUCCCCAGAUGGUUACACUUUCCAACCCAACAGUAGAGGCAUGGCAGUGUCCGGCUCUCCAUCCUCCAAGAUCGGAGUGUUCCUGGAUUAUAAAUCAGGGACUCUGUCCUUUUACAACGUCUCUGACUCGAUGACUUUGCUGCACAAAGAGCACACAACGUUCACUCAGCCUCUCUAUCCUGGCCUUGGGCUGAAGAAUGGAAGCAGUGGACAUUAUGCAGAACUGGUCAAGUUAUGGUGAUAAAGUUAAUAUUGGGGUGGCUAAUGUGUGCCACUGUUGAUCAGGCUGUAAUUGGCUUUCCAAUAUAACUGAAUACCACAUGGUAGAUGAGAGGAUGUCAUUUUACAAGAGUGAAUAAUACAAAAAAGAAAAAGAAGAAGCAUUGAAUACCACCUCACUCUAACUUUAAGGUCCUGCUAAGCCUCUUAACAGAUUUUCAGCGUUAUCUUUUGUUGAAGAGUUUUUGUGCCAAUCUUCUGUGUAGCUUUUCAGCGCUAACAAGAAAUGUUACAAGAAUUAGCAACUAUUUUGAUGAUAAUUUGUAAAACUUUGCUAUAUAAUAUUAUUUCAAAACGUUAUAUUUCUGCUUUAAACUAGCAUUUUGAGGCCAUAUAAGUAGUUUCCUAAUUGUGAAACAGUUAAGGUAAAAGGUAGAGUGCCCUCAGUUGUUAUGGCUGAUUUAUUGCAUUAAUGUGACAUGUUUGUUAAAUGUUUUAUUUUUUUUGUGGCUUUCUCUUGUUCUGUUUGGAUCACCAAUUUCUUGGAAUACUUCUUUGCAUGAAAAAGGCUGCUCAGAAAAGUUUGUCGUCAGUUACUUUAAACCAUAUCAUAUCGUUUUAUUUGUUUUAGUGUUUAUAUAAAUACGACUGUUUGGUUAUGCUCCGCAUUGGAGCAUUUAUAUACAGAAGAAUAUGCUGUAAAUCAUUUGGAUUAUUUUUUACAAUAAAUAAAUAAAG